Mercenaria mercenaria is the source of this 3184-nucleotide messenger RNA. RefSeq lists its product as uncharacterized. The transcript has 2 exons. The coding region runs from base 53 to 1546 and encodes 497 amino acids. The record is from RefSeq and is a predicted model, not a curated record. Lineage: Eukaryota; Metazoa; Mollusca; Bivalvia; Venerida; Veneridae.
UUUACUUAUAUUUUAAGGAUUUAAGAAUUUAAGAUCAAAGCUUUUGCAUAUCAUGGCAAAAUAUGAAGAGGACGUUUUAGAAAAGUUUAAACGUCGUGUUGCCAGCACUGAACAGAAGGCAAGAGAAUGUCUAAGCCUCCUGAAAUUUUCUGAAGGUCUUGUAAAGCGGGAUAUCAAUAUAGUGAGGAUACAGAUAGAUUUACGACUGCAGAAACUGGAGAGAAAAGCGCUUGAUGAACUUGAACGACUUUACUUAACCGAAAAGGAACAUAUCGAAGAAUUGUUGACAAACUUGAGAUUUUUCUCUAAGAGAGCUAAUUCCUCACCGUCUGAAGGGAAUAUCGCAGAAAUAGAGCAAGAGUUAAGGAAAGAAAGUAAUAAUAUCUAUCGAAAACGAUUCAUAUUUGACACAAACAAAGACUUGGACAUAACACUUGACAAGCUCGGCACGUUUGGGAGGACUCUUGUGAAAAGGAUUGAUGAAAAUCAGAUUGAUAUUACCAACAGCAGUGAUGAUAAAAUAGAUACUCUGAGUGUUACACAAGAAAUAACGGAAUGUAACGAUGCAGGCAAUAUAGGAGGAGAUAGUUUUGAUAUUUGUAGGGAGAGAAAACUGGAUACAAACAAAGAUACCGACAUGUUCGCUGAGACUGACCCUUUUGACAUUUUAAGGUCAAUGAAAACGGGAAUAUCUAAGAACGGAAUUAGUUCUUGUAAAAACAACUUUCGAUAUUGGAAGAAUAUGGACCGUACCAAAAAUAUUCAUUUACAGCCUUCAAAACAUGUUAAGUUCGCGGAUGAGUUAGAUGAGAAGGAAAAAAUAUCAUACAAGACUGGAACUGGAAAAGGCAAUGAGUCUUUACUCAAUCAAAGAGGCAGGCUUGUUACAGACUGUGAGAGGAAGAGACGAGCUAGAAGCGCUAGCCCAAGAGCAGUACAUUUUAAUUCCAAUACAAAAAGGGACAAGAUGCAAGGAAUCUUAAAGCACAUAACUAAAUUAACAAAUGAUAUUCAACCGGUGUGUCACGACAGUGAUAUAACUUCUGUUUCAGCAGACAUUCCUGAUGUUGCCAGGCAACCCUGUGAAUCGUUUCUGCAUCAGGACGACUUGGAUAGGAUACCUUUUGGAAAAUCGUUGGAGAAUAAAGACACCAAAGCCAAAGUAAAUGAAUAUGGUCGGACAAUGACCAAAAGAUCACUUGAAACAAAUUGCGAUGACAGAGAACAUUUAAUACAACAUACAUUCAUAGAGCCAAGCGCACUCUCUAAUCAGCUGAAUGAAGAAAAUACUAACAGCAGUGCUGACAACACCAGCAUUUCAAAUAAUGAUUACAAAAGUAGUAUAUGGUCAUAUAAACAAAAUCGCCUAAGCAUGGACAAUAAUACAACACAAAGACAACUCAAAUUAAAAGAAAAACGAAAACGAAAUCGUUCGCUUUCAACUGAUAUCAACAAAGUAAUAACAGAAGCACGAAAUCAAUGUGAUGAUAGUAAAAUAAUUUCGAAAUCGGACAGAUUGCGUUUGCCAAGUUUUGAUGAACAUUAAUUUUAGCCGUGUAAUUGUCUAAGUUACAUGGGAAAAAUAUUCAGCCGUCUAAAAGAUAGCUUUAUAUUAAAGUCUUUAACUAUGAUAGGAGAAGAAAUCUGUGCAUUAACGAAAUUUCACGGUCAUUUAACACGUCAUUUAGAAAUAUACAUGUACGUUGUUUCUGGCAACCGCAUGUAGUGUAGUGUUCACUCUUCCACAAAAUACUUACAUGCACCCCCACUACACUUUCCAAGGCCUAUGAACUCAUCGCAAAAAUACUGGUAACACUGGCAAAUCGUUGGUAAAAAUUCACUUUCAGUUAAAGCAUUCUGUGACUUUAGAUUCUACCCGCAUUUGUUGCUGCAUUUACGAAGCCUUUUAUCUUUCACCACAAUGCAUCUAAAACUGCUGCUUUUCGUCUUCCUCUGCGCGAGGUUUCCGAAUGUCUCUAAAACACUUUUGCUGCUGUAUAUAAACUAGUGACCAUGUAGCACUCUGAUGCUUUACAACGUGUUGGAAUUUCUCCAGGAUAUAUUGGAGUUAUUCCAUAUUCUACUGAAAACUUGAAGACUUUCCAAUACGCCGCGCCAUCUUUGGACGUCGCAUUUUCGACAAUAUGCGUUUGAUCACUUGUUUGCAUGAAAAGAAUUCUGUUCAACUUAUGACGUCACCUACUUUAAAUGUGAAAGUAUUACAUGAGAAUGAUUUACUCUGACAUAUAUUUAAAGGUUGAGCGGAAAUAUUGGCAAUACUAGGCCUAUUCAUAUAACAAAUCUACGUGUUUAAAAUUAAGAAAGAAAAAAUGAAAACUGUUGACUGGAUUUUUAUGAACAUAUUUAAGUAUUGGUAAAGUUGAAGAAUUAAAUUAAAUGCAUGCAGUUAACAAUGGUAUCCCGAUACAGAAACACAAGGGCAGUUUCUCAGGUAUCGGAACACAUGUAUGAGGUUUCUUGGUGAUGCAAAAAAUACACAAAGAAACAAAAAACAAUAAUCGUGUACAAAAUUAUCAGUAUGAAGUUACUCUGUUUUCUUGUUCACGAAGCGAAUAUUCUUUUCGAGAUAAUUUGCUCGUCAAGUCGUGUUAACGAUUUAUUGUCUCAUAUAUGCGAGAUAUAUCUUCUAACAAGAAGACCAUACGUACAUAUAUCUCCAUGACGCUAAAAUACCCUGUAAUUAAGAUAAACUGUUCUAGUAGUAACGGGAUAACCAACACUUUUCCUCUAAACGAGUGCGUUCGUCUUUCAUGGUUUUUGUAUUAACGACACUUUAAAUCACUAAGACUAGAUAUAUUGACCUCUAUGUAGAUGAUUAAGACAGUAUUUAGUGGUAGUACACAAUUAUACCGUGUUUAGCUAUACAUGUAUCAAGUGAGUACUGUUUUAAAGCUGGUGUUAUGCAGUUUUUGUUCAUAUUUUCUGUUAUAAAAUAUGGGUCUGGUAAACCUUAAUAAGACAUUAUUUUUUAUAGUAGAAGCAUUCCUUUGACACCAAGUAAGAACAAGUGCGACGCAAUACAGAGUGCACUACCGGAAAGUGACUAAUUAUAUCUACUUUUUGCAGCACAACCUAAUGACCUGAUAUCUGUUAAUGAUGUAUAUACAAUAUAAUGCUAUACAUUCAUUAUGUAAGAAUAGGACAACAGUUAUUUAGAAACUUG